CCAUGGGCGCCGCCAUAUUGGAUCUUUCUAGAAGUGACUGCCGGCGUGAGAAACUCAUGCCUGUAUAAUCCGCUACCAUCCACCACUCAGUCUUCUUCCAAAAUGCCAGCAAAAGGACACAGAGCUCAGGGGCCAAGCCGAUCUGAAUACAAGGACAAAGAUAAGCCAACACAAAUCAGACUAAGCAACUUUAUAGCGGCUAAAGCUGUAGCAGAUGCCAUCAGAACGAGUUUGGGCCCCAGGGGCAUGGACAAAAUGAUCCAGGCUUCCAAUGGGGAUGUGACCAUUACCAACGAUGGGGCUACUAUUCUGAAGGAGAUGCAGGUCCUUCACCCAGCAGCUAAGAUGCUGGUUGAUCUGUCCAAGGCCCAAGAUAUUGAGGCUGGAGAUGGUACUACCUCAGUGGUCGUCUUGGCAGGGAGCAUGUUGGAUGCCUGCUCAAAGCUGCUUGAGAAAGGUAUUCACCCGACAACAAUCUCUGAGGCGUUUCAAGGAGCUGCAGGAAAAGCUGUAGAAAUUCUUGAGGGCAUGGUGACGCCCCUUGAGCUGUCAGACAGGGAGUCACUUCUCAAGAGUGCCUCUACCUCGCUCAACUCCAAGGUUGUAUCGCAAUAUUCCAACAUCCUGUCACCAAUCGCUGUUGAUACUGUUCUAAAUGUCAUCGACCCCGCCACAGCAGAUAAUGUUGAUCUGAAGGACAUCAGGAUCAUCAAGAAACUCGGGGGCACAGUGGACGACGCUGAGCUCAUCAACGGCCUUGUAUUCACACAGAAGGCCUCUGGUGGUGGACCUACUAAAAUAGAGAAAGCCAAGAUUGGUCUGAUCCAGUUCUGCAUUUCCCCACCUAAAACAGAUAUGGAGAACCAGGUGAUCGUGUCAGACUACAGCCAGAUGGACCGGGUGUUGAAGGAGGAGAGGAACUACAUCCUCAACAUUGUCAAGCAGGUCAAGAAAGCCGGCUGUAACCUCCUGCUUAUACAGAAGUCUAUUCUCAGGGAUGCUGUGAGUGACCUUGCCCUUCAUUUCCUGGCAAAAAUGAAAAUCAUGGUGAUCAAGGACAUUGAGAGAGAGGAAGUAGAGUUUGUCAGCAAGACACUCAACUGCCGCCCUAUAGCCAGCCUGGACCACUUCACUGCAGAGAACCUCGGUAGUGCCGAGUUGGCGGAGGAGGUCUCAACAGGCAGCGAUAAAGUUGUCAAGAUCACUGGUAUAGUGAACCAGGGCAAGACCAUCAGUGUCCUAUUGAGGGGAUCCAACAAAUUGGUGCUGGAGGAGGCUGACCGGUCCCUCCAUGAUGCCCUAUGUGUCAUCAGGUGUCUUGUCAAGAAGAGGGCUCUGAUUGCUGGCGGUGGUGCCCCCGAGACAGAGUUGGCUCUACGUCUGAUGGAGUACGCCAACACUCUGUCAGGCAUGGAGCAGUACUGUUACCGAGCAUUUGCUGAGUCACUAGAGAUUGUCCCCUUCACACUAGCAGAGAAUGCCGGGCUCAACCCAAUCGCCACAGUGACAGAACUCCGAAACAAACAUGCACAGGGAGAGAUGACGGCGGGAAUCAAUGUCAGAAAGGGAGCUAUAACCAACAUCCUGGAGGAAAACGUGGUGCAGCCCCUUCUUGUGUCAACAAGUGCUAUUUCCCUCGCAGCAGAAACAGUCAGAAGUAUAUUGAAAAUAGACGAUAUUGUGAACUGUCAGAAGUGAGACUACUUUCUGUGGACUUCCUGUCAUCAUCUAGUGCUGCUUUAUCUCGCGCGUCUGCAUGUGUUGCCCGACUUCUGUGACUUGGUCACGAUGGACACUAUCUAUUUGGGUGCUUUGGUCAUGGCUCACCUUAUUCAGCCCAGAAAGAACAAUCUACCAUGGCUCAAACCUUGCAAGAGGACGGGGCGACAUUAACAUUAUUUAAUGUGAUAUCCUUUCAUUUCUUUUUGUAUUGUGUGCAGAGCACAUGCUGGAAUAAAUGUUUCAGUAUAA
Messenger RNA from Haliotis rufescens (red abalone), 1971 nucleotides. RefSeq names its product T-complex protein 1 subunit delta-like. Lineage: Eukaryota; Metazoa; Mollusca; Gastropoda; Lepetellida; Haliotidae. Gene Ontology annotation, cellular component: chaperonin-containing T-complex. The transcript is spliced from 14 exons. The coding region runs from base 103 to 1698 and encodes 531 amino acids. The record is from RefSeq and is a predicted model, not a curated record. Gene Ontology annotation, biological process: protein folding. Gene Ontology annotation, molecular function: ATP hydrolysis activity; ATP-dependent protein folding chaperone; ATP binding.